Messenger RNA from Myxocyprinus asiaticus (Chinese sucker), 3407 nucleotides. It is a transcript of the gene gk, whose product is annotated as glycerol kinase. The coding region runs from base 187 to 1890 and encodes 567 amino acids. Gene Ontology annotation, molecular function: glycerol kinase activity. The record is from RefSeq and is a predicted model, not a curated record. The transcript has 21 exons. Gene Ontology annotation, biological process: glycerol metabolic process; triglyceride metabolic process; glycerol-3-phosphate biosynthetic process. Lineage: Eukaryota; Metazoa; Chordata; Actinopteri; Cypriniformes; Catostomidae. Gene Ontology annotation, cellular component: mitochondrion.
GACGCGCAAAUGAAGGCCGCAAGUCCGCAUAAAUUGUGCCAUUUGGGACCUGGCCUAUAAAUGCCUUCGGGCGGUAGAGAACUUCACGCGCACGACGCUUGCAUGAGCUGAGGCGGGGCGGAGCUCUUGAGCGGUGAGGCGAGUACCCUGAGCUGCAAAUUUGGCUUCUGGUCACUCACUGUUUCAAUGAACAGUACAAUGGCUGCAUUGUCGAACAGGAUCAUGCUGGGCCCCCUCGUAGGUGCUAUCGACCAAGGCACGAGUUCCACACGUUUUCUUGUUUUCAAUGCAAAAACAGCAGAGCUUCUAAGCCACCAUCAGGUUGAGAUUAAUCAGAGUUUUCCUAAAGAAGGCUGGGUGGAGCAGGAUCCAAAAGAGAUUCUUCAGUCAGUGUAUGAGUGCAUGGACAGGACCUGUGAGAAACUGACCCAGCUAAACAUUGACAUCUCCAACAUUAAAGCCAUUGGUGUGACCAAUCAGCGGGAAACCACCCUUGUUUGGGACAAGGAAACUGGUGAACCACUUUGCAAUGCUAUAGUUUGGCUUGAUCUGCGGACCCAGUCAACAGUUGAGAGACUCAUCAACAAAACUCCAGGCAGGAACAAAAACCAUCUCAAACACAAGACGGGCCUCCCCAUCAGCACUUACUUCAGCGCAGUGAAGUUACGCUGGCUGAUGGAUAAUGUGGAAGAGGUGCAUAAAGCUGUGCUGUCCCACCGGGCCAUGUUUGGAACUGUUGAUUCCUGGCUUAUCUGGAGCCUGACAGGGGGAAAGAAGGGAGGUGUACAUUGCACAGAUGUGACCAAUGCCAGCCGGACCAUGCUCUUCAAUAUUCUUACACUGGACUGGGAUCCUGAACUCUGCACAUAUUUUGAUAUACCAAUGGAAAUUCUGCCAAAAGUGAGAAGUUCUUCAGAGAUCUAUGGUUUAAUGAAAAUCAGCUCUAAUUUGAAAUCUGGCCCUUUAACUGGUGUCCCCAUAUCAGGGUGUCUUGGCGACCAGUCUGCUGCACUAGUUGGACAAAUGUGCUUCAAGGAUGGACAAGCCAAAAAUACUUAUGGCACUGGUUGUUUCCUGCUUAAAAAUGUAGGAACCAAGCCUGUAAUGUCAGACCAUGGCCUUCUGACAACGAUUGCUUAUCAACUAGGGCGUGACAAGCCAGCCUGCUAUGCACUAGAAGGUUCUGUUGCCAUUGCUGGGGCAGUUGUGCGCUGGUUAAAGGAUAACCUUGGAAUCAUCCAGACUUCCACAGAACUAGAGAAAUUAGCCGCUGACGUUGGCACAUCGUAUGGCUGUUAUUUUGUCCCUGCAUUCUCUGGAUUAUAUGCUCCAUACUGGGAACCAAGUGCUAGAGGAAUCAUCUGUGGUUUGACACAGUUCACCAAUAGGAGUCAUUUGGCUUUUGCAGCACUCGAAGCUGUCUGCUUCCAGACACGGGAGAUUCUGGAUGCGAUGAACCAGGAUAGUGGGAUUCAUCUGUCUCAGCUCCAGGUUGAUGGAGGCAUGACAUCCAACAGGCUACUGAUGCAGCUGCAGGCCGACAUACUAUGUAUCCCAGUCGUAAAGCCAUCCAUGCCAGAGACCACAGCUCUGGGUGCUGCCAUGGCAGCAGGAGCAGCAGAGGGUGUCAGUGUGUGGAGCUUAAACCCAGAAGAUCUCACAGAGGUCACUUCAGAGAAAUUUGAACCUCAAAUCAACCCAGAGGAGAGUGAGCUCCGAUAUGCUCGCUGGAAAAAGGCUGUCCAGAGGGCUAUGAACUGGGAAACCACAGAGCCAGUAAACAAUGGAGAUGAGGAGAAUAGUAUCUUCAGUAGUGUACCCUUGGGCUUUUACAUUCUGGGUAGCAUGUUUAUGUUAAUUGGAGCAAAGUACAUUGCAGGGCAAAAAUAGACUUGAAUCCCUCUGCAUUUUAGAAGAUGGGAGACAAAGUCAGAGGAACAAGAGAGGGCCCAUGGCAUACUCUUCAAACUCAAGAUGUAGUGGUCUUGACUAUGCCCCCUUCUAAAGGCAUUCCAACUGAAAUAGAAGCUGGUAAUGCUUAGAGCUGACAUUGUUCCUCAAAAUGAUCCAUGAAGAAAUGUCUGGAUAGGUAGCAGAAAUUUAUUUUUAUUGACCAUAAUUGGUAACAUCAUCAAUAUUUAUGUUAUGUUGCUGAACCUGCAGAGCAUAUACUAUAGUAUACCUGGACUAUUCAACAUAAGGAUCUCUCCACUUGUUGUUGUUGUUGUUGCAAUGACACACUUUUUCUUGUGCUUUGUCUGUACAGUAAAUUCUUAUGGAACUAUCAUUGGUGGUAAGUGCUCUCAGGUGUGCUAAUCAAUCCUUGUCAAAUUCGAUUAUGGGGUAAGCUUUCGCACUAUACUUGUGUGAGCUUGGUGUUAUUUUACAAGCUUAGAAGAUACACUGUUAGUUGUACAAUUUAGGAAUAACUCUUUAAAAAAAAUGUUUAGUAAACAACAGCUUUAGUGCACUUUUAUAAUGUGUUAUGCUGUUUUGUGUUUAAACAGCAAGGGAAUGGUACAAUCUCAUGUAAAUAAUGUAGUAAUGUUUUUUUCCUCCUAAAUAUUUCAAAUGCAUUUGUCAGUUGAAUCACAAGAUUUUGUUGACGAUACACUUGACAAAAAUACUGUGCAUAGAAAUUUUAGUCAAGUUAACCAAUCUAAAACACUGUGGCCUUGCUGAUAGAAGUUGCACUGCUGCGUAGAUUCAGGCAUCAACAUUUUUACUUCCAUGACACUUGAGCAGUAAAAGGCAACUUCUAUAAGCCCAGGAAGAACUACUGACAAUACUGAACCAACAAACUGUUUUGUCUUAUUUUUGGUCAAGUCACUCUCUGAAAUUGUGUAUGUAAAUUACUGUGCAGCAAAAAACUUUUUUUUUAUGUGCACUUUGAUCAAAUGAAUUAUAACAAGUAUUUCCAUUCAGUAGCAGCAACUGAUUCCUGAUUACAUUUUUAACUCAAAAGGGAAUAUUUGGAACCUACUUUUCUCAAAUACUUGACACUUGUGUAAAUGAAAUCACAUAAGAUGUAAGACAAUGAAGAAUAUAUAACUGCAUUUGGUUGGAAAAAACAGAUGAAGGAUAUAUUUUUAUUUUUUUGUGAAAGUUUUUAAAAAUGUGAUUGCCAAGUUAUUAGUGCAAUAAAAUUAUGCUCUUAUUUGCAUUAUAAAGAGCCAACCAUUUUUUGUGACAUAAGGACAAUAAUGUAACAAAUUAUUGUGUAACAAACAAGUAGCCAGUAUUAAACUUUAAUUUAUAUUUUAUCAUCUCUGUAUAUGGCUCUUUUUGUUAUUAUUAUUAAACGGACAAUAAUUUGCAUAAAUGGAGAUAUCAGAAAUACUUGUAAAGUAUAAUUUGUAUCGCAGAUGUUUUGUUUUUUGUUUUAAUUAAAAGCUGUGAUGUUUACA